This is a messenger RNA of Naegleria gruberi, 1332 nucleotides long. RefSeq lists its product as uncharacterized. The transcript has a single exon. The coding region runs from base 1 to 1332 and encodes 443 amino acids. The record is from RefSeq and is a predicted model, not a curated record. NCBI's taxonomy places the organism in Eukaryota, Heterolobosea, Eutetramitea, Acrasida, Naegleriidae.
AUGUCCUCAAGCAAUAACUGCCACUACAAUCAAGAUGCUCAAAGAUCUUGUUUUCUUUCAUUUGGUAAUAAUGAAUUUGGUCAGUUAGCAACUGGUGAUUCAAUGAUUAGAAAAUUAGAUCAGAUGGCUAGAGUUUCCCUCCCGAGUGGUUUCUCCCUUGAAUGUAUUCGUACUGGAUACUUUCAUACCAUUGUAGUGGGAAGGGAUAGUAAGAGUGAUAGUCAAUAUUGUAUUCUCUCAUCAGGGUCUAAUAAUUCGGGACAAUUGGCUCAAUCCAUUAAUACAAUGCAAUCAUUUGAUUUGAAAGUUAUUAGGGAUUUUAAAUGUUUAGGUUCGAUUAAAGCAAUUGAAUGUGGUUCUAAUUUUACAAUGGCUUUGUCUAAGGAUAAUAAGUUAUCUGCAUGGGGUGAUAAUUGUAAUGGCCAAUCUGGAUUGAAAAAUUGGAUUGAGGUUACAAUUCCUAAUCCAGUUCCUUUAAAGCUAUUAAAACAAGAUGAUGGAAAUGAUGAAGUUAUUGCGAAGGUUGUUUGUGGUUUUGAUCAUACUGCUUUGAUUUGUGAGAGUGGAAAUGUCUAUUGCACUGGAAAGAAUAAUUUUGAUGAGUUGGGUGUUGAAAGAGCUCAACAUCACAACAAUAAUAUUAACAUUUUUAGAAGAAUGAAGGGAAUGGAGAAGUUUAUUCAACCAUCAGAGAAGAUUACUCAAUGGGCAUUUGGUGAAGAUCAUUCAUUGAUAGUUGUUAGCGAUGAGAAGGGAGAUCGUCUCUUUGCUAUCGGAUCCAAUAGAAAUGGAAUGGCUGGAGCAGGUAAAGAUGUAGUUAUUCUCAAUGAAUUUAAGCAGAUUGACAUACCUUCUACCUCACGAAUUGCAAAAGUUGUAUGUGGUGAAAAGCACAGUGCUGUAUUGACAGUCGAUGGUGAAUUGUUCAUGACAGGAAAGAAUUCUGAGCUACAACUUGGAUUACCAACCAUUAAUACAUAUUACAAAUUCACACAAGUUUACAUUCAUGAUACAUUUAUUGGGGAUGUUUUCUUGGGAGAUAAUUACACUAUUGCUAUUUCUAAAAAGAAUAGAAAUGUAAUGUUUGGAACUGGAAGAGGUUUCAGAAAUUCUGGUAAUGUGAUUUCAUCCCUAAAUAAGCUAUCAACAUUUGAGAGAAUUGACUUUAGUAAGCAUCAAGAUCUUCACAUUAACUCAGUUGCUUGUGGAGGAAUGCACACAAUAUUUUACAGAGAUGACAAGCUUUUUGAUGGCUCAACAGCUGACAAUUUCAAAUCAUCUCUUAAAAGUUCAAACUGCAAACCAUUAUCAGAUAUUUCUUUCAUAUUUUAA